This is a messenger RNA of Adineta steineri, 1281 nucleotides long. The record is from the annotation of a GenBank genome assembly. Lineage: Eukaryota; Metazoa; Rotifera; Eurotatoria; Adinetida; Adinetidae.
AUGACUGAACGAAAACGUUUAUCUGAUACAGACGAAUCGCCAACUAAUAAUACUAAAAAAAUUAAACUUAUUCAAUCAACACGUCCUUUGUGUCGAUAUGGUGCGAAAUGUUAUCGAAAACAUCCCGAUCAUUUACGUGAUUAUCGUCAUCCAUCAAAUGAUAAAAAAGAAAUAGAAAAUGAUAAUGAUGAUGAUGAUGAUAGUUUAACAGCUGAACCAACAAUCUCCUUUUCUGUAUCGUCAUCAAAAAAAGAAACAUCAGCACCAAACUCAUCUUCAUCCUCACCAGUCAAACAAACAACAACAUCGAACAAUACUACCAUAAGUUUAAUGGAAUUGACAGAAUUAACCGGUGAAAAAUUACUUUCAGAGCUUUAUCAAAUGAAAUUUCCAUCUGAUCUUCAUGAAUUUUGGAAUUUUUGCUCAAAUAUAAACAAGAAAAAUCCACGUGAUGUAUUAAAAAAUCUACUCAAUAUAGAAUUAGUUGGUCCAUUUGAAAUUCUUGAUGGUGCUUUAACAACAUGCAAAACAUUACCAAAUAUGAAUUUACAUUAUCGCUAUUAUUAUGAUACGCCUGAGUUUAUGACUGUCAUUCGAACUCUUGAUAAACAAAGUCAAUUUCAUAUUGGCUAUCACAGAGAUUCACCUGAUGAAUUACCAUCAUUUCUUGCUUCUAAUGAUUCAAAUACAAAUAAUCAUUUUAAAAUCUGUGGUGACAAUAUAUUUGCUGCAAUUCAUUCAUAUGCUCGUCAUAGUUUGAAAACAAGUGAUAAAUCUGAUUUAAAAACUUUUAUAUCUGAUUUGGAAACAUUUGCAAAGAAACAUAAGUUUGCAUUAGAAGAAACAACAUCAAAAAUAACUGCACGAAAGAAAAAAGUCAAUUGUACAUUAUUAAAUUCUUUAGGAAUGGUAGUUCCUUGUGAAAACGAUAUUGGUUAUCGUCCUGUUCCAUAUACUAAAGAUCAAUUUAAAAAAAUUUGUGAUAAAUUUUGUAAUAGUUCAUCGGAAGAACUUUGUCAAACAGCUGAAGAUGAUUUACAACAUGUAAUAACAUGUAUCCAAUUUGCAAAUGAUGAAUGUGAUUAUGGUGAAGGUUUAGAAUUUGGUUUAAAUUUAUUUUUAUAUGGUUCAUCAAAACUUCAUACACGUAUUCUAACACUUUUACCACUUGCAUAUAAAUUACUUCAUCGCGAUCUCUAUGGAGAAAUUAUAACGGAUCAUAUAUCAUCUGGUCGUUCAAAUUUAAUUAAAGAUUUAAAUGAAAUAGAAAAAAACAAAUAA